CUGAUCACUGCACUACCAACUCGACUCUACCUACCUACCUAAUUACGCUGUGCCUUUGACAUUAACGCAACUAACCACCUAUCUUCUCCUGGUUGCAUUUCACCCUUUCUUGCUGGAGUCUCACCUCGACGUGUUCUCCUGCUUGACUCUCAGAGCCUCUCCAACCCGUGCGGUUUGGUGAAUCUAUCCCCGGUCAUUGUGACCUUGCAACGAUUCACAAACCAUCCCGCACACCUCCCACUAUAACCGCCUACAGUCAUAAAUCACAGCCGACCUCCAUGGCAGCACCACAAGGGGGUUAUCCGCCCCAAGAAGGGUACGGUCAGCCUGUAGGUUACGGAACUCCUGAGCAACAACAGCCCGCGGGGCAAGGGCAAGCUGGCGCACGAAAGAAGAGACAAUAUGCAGGCGAAGCCUUCGACUUUGGCUCCGGUGCCAAUGCUGCCUUAGGAGGCCAGUUACCGGGCGGUGGUAGCUAUGGAGCUUACCCGGCGCAAGCACCAGCUGCUGCGGGAUACCAGCAACCGGCCUACGCAGACCCUACUCAGAUGCACGCUGCUGCCCCGGCUUACGGGGCGCCCGCCUCCCCGCCAGUCGCACAGAUGACCCAGCAGUUCGGUGCUAUGGGAGUCACCGAUCCACACUUGAUGCCGCCGCAGCCCGUGGCUCAAGCCCCCCAGGCUCCGCGGGCAGUCCCUCUCAACCAGCUCUAUCCUACCGACCUCCUCACUCAGCCGUUCAACGUUGCCGAACUCGACUACCCCCCGCCUCCUAUCGUUCUGCCGCCGGGUACCAGCGUUUACCCCUCUCCGUAUGCCAAUUGCCCCCCGAAAUACGUUCGCUCCACGUUGAAUGCGGUUCCUACGACGCACUCGCUCCUGAAGAAGUCCAAGCUGCCUUUUGCGCUCGUCAUCCAGCCAUAUGCAGCGCUGCAUGACUCCGAAGAUCCCAUCCCAGUCAUUCCCGAUCAGGUCAUCUCCCGUUGCCGACGCUGCCGCUCCUAUAUCAACCCCUUCGUCACAUUCCUCGACCAUGGACACCGCUGGCGUUGUAACAUGUGCAACCUGACUAAUGACGUACCUCAAGCCUUCGAUUGGGAUACUGCUCUCCAGAAGCCUGCGGACCGGUCGCUGAGGGCUGAUCUCAACCAUUCGGUCGUGGAAUUUGUCGCCCCUCAGGAGUACAUGGUUCGCCCCCCUCAGCCGCUAGUUUAUCUGUUCUUGAUCGAUGUCAGCUAUGCUUCGGUCACCAAUGGUCUGCUCGCGACAAGUGCACGGUGCAUCAAGGAAAGUCUCGAUCGGAUCCCGAACGCCGACCGUCGCACCCGACUCGGCUUCAUCGCGGUUGACUCCAGCCUCCACUACUUCAGCAUCCCUCGGGAUGGGUCGGACAACUCUGACCCUAGAAUGCUGGUUGUCAGUGACCUGGACGAGCCUUUCUUGCCCAUUCCGGGUGAUCUUCUGGUGACCUUGAGCGAAUGCCGGGAAAACAUCGAGUCGUUCCUCGACAAGCUGCAGGAGAUGUUCCAGAAUACCCAGAGCAACGGCUGCGCCAUGGGGUCCGCUCUGCGCGCUGGUUACAAACUGAUCUCUCCUGUGGGCGGUAAGAUGACCGUGCUUAGUUCUUCUCUGCCUAACAUCGGCCACGGCGCUCUCACCAUGAGAGAAGACAAGAAGGUCCUUGGCACCAGCAAGGAGAAUGCUCUUCUGCAAACAGCGAACAGCUUUUAUAAAAGCUUUGCCGUGGAAUGCUCCAAGGCACAGGUCUCUGUCGACAUGUUCUUGUUCUCUUCUCAAUACCAGGACGUUGCGUCUCUCAGCAACCUACCCCGGUACACUGGUGGACAAACGUACUUCUAUCCGGGCUGGAACGCCGCUCGCCCAGAAGAUGCGAUUAAAUUCGCCCGCGAGUUCUCCGAAUACCUUUCGUCUGAGAUUGGUCUGGAGGCUGUGCUCCGUGUCCGCGCUACCACCGGCCUCCGCAUGAACACUUUCUACGGAAACUUCUUCAACCGCAGUUCCGAUCUCUGCGCUUUCCCCGCGUUUCCCCGCGAUCAGGCGUAUGUGGUUGAGGUUGCCAUCGAUGAGACAGUCACGAAACCUGUUGUCUGCUUGCAGACCGCCGUCCUCCACACCACUUGCAACGGCGAGAGAAGAAUCCGCGUUUUGACUCUGGCGCUUCCCACCACCCAAAACCUGGCUGACGUCUUCGCCUCGGCGGACCAGCAAGCAGUCGCAACCUACUUCAGCCACAAGGCCGUCGAGCGGGCUCUGGGAAGCGGUCUGGAACCUGCCCGGGACGCCCUCCAGGCCAAGGCCGUGGAGUUGCUCUCCACCUACCGGAAGGAGUUGGCCGGUGGAAGUGUGAGCGGCGGUGGUCUCCAGUUCCCUGCUAACCUGAGAGCACUCCCCGUUCUUUUCCUUGCCAUGAUCAAGAAUCUCGGUCUUCGCAAAUCUGCCCAGAUCCCCACGGAUAUGCGCUCUGCGGCUCUCUGCAUGCUCUCUACGCUUCCCCUUCCUCUCCUCAUCCAAUACAUCUACCCGAAGAUGUAUUCCCUCCACGACAUGCCGGACAACGCUGGGUUGCCCGAUGAGCAGACCGGCGAAAUUGUCCUCCCUCCUCCAGUCAACCUGUCGUCCGAGCGGGUGGUUCCGUAUGGCCUCUACCUCAUCGACGAUGGCCAGACGCAGUUCUUGUGGGUCGGACGCGAUGCGGUACCUCAGCUGAUCGAGGAUGUAUUUGGGCUGGCAGACCGAUCGCAGCUCCGGGUGGGCAAGCAGAACCUGCCGGACUUGGACAACGAGUUCAGCCAGCGGGUGCGUGCGGUGAUCGAGAAGAGCCGGGAUCACCGGUCGAAGGGGGUGGGCAGCAUUGUGGUGCCGCACCUGUAUGUGGUCAAGGAAGACGGCGAACCGGGGCUCCGCUUAUGGGCGCAGACGAUGUUGGUGGAAGACCGUGCGGACCAGAGCGUCAGUCUGGUGCAGUGGAUGGGCUCCUUGCGGGAAAAGGUUGUUCAGUAAUGAUAGCUUCUCCCUUACUGGUAAAUUAUUUUCCAAAUAUACAUCAAUACAACUUCCGUGAUUAUGUCAAGAUUUGUUUCCUUUCUGCUUUCUCUUCAGCGCUUGCUCCGGUGGUUGGCCUCGAUUGGCGGGUUAUUCUUUAUCGGGUUGAGUGAUGGGCAGGCCAACAAGAAAAUACAAAAGUUCCGUGGAGCUUGUGGUUGAUGUUGGGCGUGUGUUCGGGUGUUGUGUAUGGACCAGACGCCUUUUUUUUUCCGGCAUAUCGAGCCAUGUGCUCGCUAAUCAAGUGCCGCCCACAUGGGGGUUGAAGCUAUGCAUUGUCCAGUACAACACUUUGUAGGCUUUUUUUUCCCGUUAUUUGCGGGCUGUUUCAUAAGGCUGGUCACGAUGCUAAACUUCACCAACCAUCCCCCCAGUUUAC
Messenger RNA from Aspergillus fijiensis CBS 313.89, 3441 nucleotides. RefSeq names its product COPII subunit SEC24. The transcript is spliced from 5 exons. Gene Ontology annotation, cellular component: COPII vesicle coat; endoplasmic reticulum exit site. Gene Ontology annotation, biological process: endoplasmic reticulum to Golgi vesicle-mediated transport; intracellular protein transport; COPII-coated vesicle cargo loading. The record is from RefSeq and is a predicted model, not a curated record. Gene Ontology annotation, molecular function: SNARE binding; zinc ion binding. The coding region runs from base 279 to 3020 and encodes 913 amino acids. Lineage: Eukaryota; Fungi; Ascomycota; Eurotiomycetes; Eurotiales; Aspergillaceae.